AUGUCCGACGAAGAAGACUAUUUUCUCCCCCUAGAAGACCAACGAGUCUUCGGCGCUGGAAUCCGCCGCAAGCGCGUCCCGUUCGUUCGUUCCUCGGAGCAUGAGCUCAACACCACCAAUGCCACCACUGCAGCACCAAACACAGGAAGACCGGGGCUAAGUAUAGCGGAUAAAUAUCUGUCGAUCGUCAUGCCGAAAAACAGUCAAAGCAAAACUGCCAACAGCGCGACGGAACAAAAUCCAGCGAUAUGCGAAGUCUGCAAUCUCCCUUUAUACCCCAGUUCAACGACGACAACGACCACGAUAGAUAAUAACUAUGAAUCCACGGAUACACAUAAACCCCAUGAAAGCUCCCUCGCGCACCAACUUUGCCUCACACACUCCCAUCCACCAUCUCACCUCGACCGCACCCGCCACGGCCUCCGCUACCUCUCGUCCUACGGCUGGGACCCUGAUAGUCGAGUUGGACUGGGUGCGCCAGGGCGAGAGGGUAUCCGGGAACCGAUUAAGGGGAGAUUAAAGGCUGACACGGUGGGAUUGGGAGCGGAUGGUGAUAGUGACGACGACGAAAGCAGGAGAAAGGUCGGGAUAAAGAGGAGGGAGAGGGAGAAGAAGGCUGAGAAGAAUAGACCGGCGAGGGUGGGAAAGUUGAAUGCGAAGGAGAUUCGGAAGGGGGAUCUGGACGCGAGGAGGAGGGAGGAGAAGUUGAAGGAGAUGUUUUAUCAGAGGGAGGAUGUGCAGAAGUAUUUAGGGUGA
Messenger RNA from Aspergillus chevalieri, 756 nucleotides. Its product is annotated as putative G-patch domain protein. The record is from RefSeq and is a predicted model, not a curated record. The transcript has a single exon. Gene Ontology annotation, molecular function: nucleic acid binding. NCBI's taxonomy places the organism in Eukaryota, Fungi, Ascomycota, Eurotiomycetes, Eurotiales, Aspergillaceae. The coding region runs from base 1 to 756 and encodes 251 amino acids.